CCCCGUGUCUCUCUCUCUCUCUCUCUCCCCGUACGCACAAACUUCGCUUCUUUAAGAAGCUUCCCCUUUCCUUUCUCUCUUUCUCUCACACACACUUAGCUCGAAGCCCUAGGCCGGGAAGAGAUCCAAAGCCUCCAUUUUUCCAGUGUUUUUUGAGUUCCCGCGAUCAAUCCUCCCAAAUUCUAGCUUUUGGACUGAAGAUUUCGUCUUCUCAACCGUUCUCGGUGUUCGAUUUCGAACGGGGCGGUGGUAUUUUGGAGCAUAGUGGAGGAGCUGGAAGGAAGGGAGGAGCGAUGACAGCGAUCGCCCUGCAGUUGCUUCCCUUAGGGUUCCGGUUCCACCCGACCGACGAGGAGCUGGUCAAUCACUACUUGAAGCGGAAGAUCAGCGGCCGGAUCAAGUCCGAGGCGGAAGUCAUCCCCGAGAUCGAUGUCUGCAAAUGCGAGCCCUGGGACCUUCCUGAUAAAUCUAUUAUUAGAUCGGACGAUCCCGAGUGGUUUUUCUUCGCGCCGAAGGAUCGGAAGUACGCCAAUGGACACAGGUCCAACCGCGCGACCGAGGCCGGCUACUGGAAGGCCACGGGGAAAGACCGGGUCAUCCGGUCGAAGGCCGCGGCGGCGGGGCACAACGUCAUCGGCAUGAAGAAGACCCUCGUCUUCCACCAAGGAAGAGCGCCGAAGGGCAUCCGCACCAGCUGGAUCAUGCACGAGUACCGCACCACCGAGCCGGAGUUCGAGUCCGGUGUUCAGGGUGGUUAUGUUCUUUACCGGUUAUUUAAAAAGCCAGAAGAAAAGAGUCCAAACUCCAAAACUGAUGAAAUGGAGAGAAAUUGCAUCUCUCCAACCCCAGCCAAAUUGUCUCCAGAUGAAACACAGCACGAAGAAGAUGUUAUGGAGGAACUUGCAGCCCCAUUAAACCAAGAAUCUUCAGAAUCAGGUUUGCAAGAAGAACCUCAUUCCUUGGCUGAUUCGGUUGAACAGCAGCCAGCAGGUAUCCAGAGAUGGCUGGCCGAUAAAACCAAUGAUUCAACAAUUUACUCUGUAAAACCAGAUGAGAGCUCUUGCAACGUUGCUUCAGAUAAUCGUGAUGCACAAGCUGGAGUGCAUGCUGAUGCUCUGCAGGAUGUGUCGGCACAGCACCGUGAUCCACAGUAUGAGCAAAUAGAUUAUAAUGGCUUUCCAAACAUCAGUUCCCCAAUGCUGCCAUACACUGUCCACGGAUCCCAUAUGGGAUUUGUUUGUAAUGCUGAUCAGGACCCCUUAAAUGAGUUCUUGGAUGCAAUUUUAAGUAAUCAAGAUGAACAUUCUUCGGGGGCAUCUAAUGUUCAGAAAGAUUCAGUUCCUGAGACUCUGCCAAGACACAGCAUCUGGGAUUCAGCAUCAUGCAGGGAUAGCGGGACUAGCAGCGAUAUAGAUACUGAAGCAAUAUUGCCUCAGGAACUUCUAGGUCCAGAAGCUUCUAUGUGGUUUGAUGGAUCAUCUUUUCUGUCAGAUGAUCCAUUACAAAUGAAUUCAUUGUAUGAAUAUCCAGAAAUAGAACCCCAGUUGAGCACACUCUAUGAAAGUGCAGCUUUGCUCCCAUAUGAUAGCACUGGGCCAGAUGUGUACUCAGUGGGCUCCACUGCAGAAUCCUUGCAAGAUUUGUUUAAUAGCAUGGAGGAAUCAAGUAACCAGAAGAAUGUUGCAAAUAAUGGAGAUGGUUUUGGGGUGACUGGUAUCAAGUUCAGCACUCGUCAGCCACAGCAUCCAUCAAAUUCAAACAACAUAUUUGCACAGCAGGGCACUGCAGCAAGAAGGAUCCGUUUACAAGGUCUGACUCAAAAGUCAUCAUUUUUCAGUGCUGAUAGUGAAUCUAGCAGCAGCAAAGAUGAUCAUGAAGACAAAGAGGCAAUGAAAAAGGCUUCACAAGAUUCUUUUGAUACUUUUGAUAGCACCGAGGAAUCAUUGACCCAGAAGAAUACACCUAGCAUUGAAGAUGGUCUUGAGGGAACUGAAAUCAAGAUCAGGGCUCGGCAAGCACCACAUUCUCCAAGUUUGAACAAACUAUCAUCAAAACAGGGCAUAGCAGCUGGGACGAUUCUUUUGCAAGCUCAUCUUCAAGGGGAAACAUUUUCCUGCACGGUUGGUGAAUCAAGCAGCAGUAAAGAUGACCAUGAAGACAAAGAGUCAGCGGCAGAGGGAGGGGAGCAUGUGGAUGACAAUAUUGCUGAAUUUGGGGAGAUUUCUAAGCCUGCUUUACCAGACACGCACAAGCUUGAACAGUUAUCUGUUCAUGAUAAUACAUCACCUGAUUCAGAGUUGUAUCUGGAAUCUAAACCGAUGCUGAGGUUGAGAACAAAAUGGACUGAUGAUAAUACAAAUAUACCAGAAGGCCCUCCCUCGCGCGGUAGAUUACAGAGAACUGCUUCAGUUGUUUAUGUAAUCUGGUUGGUUCUCUCAGUAAUCCUUGUGCUGAUGUGUGUUGGGAUAUGGAGAUGCAUAAACUCUCAAUGCAUGUAGCUUCGGCUGAAGGUCUCUGUAUAAUUUUGCUUUCAUAGGGUCUCUUAGAUAUGCAACUUCUGACACGUAGUGGAUUUUCAGAUGCUUAAAGUACAUGCCGUAAAAUUUCCUGCUUGCUUGUUUAUGUGAGCUUAUCAAUUGUCUUCGAGUGUCUGCUGUAGCGGUGACUGGAUGGUGAGCCUUUACAGCUUGCUCUGGUUCCUUUAGCUUGAGUUUUCUGCCGUAUAUUGCUGAACUUGCCAUAAAGUCCAAGGAAUUAGUUAGCCCGU
Messenger RNA from Phoenix dactylifera (date palm), 2767 nucleotides. RefSeq names its product NAC domain-containing protein 14-like. NCBI's taxonomy places the organism in Eukaryota, Viridiplantae, Streptophyta, Magnoliopsida, Arecales, Arecaceae. Gene Ontology annotation, molecular function: DNA binding. Gene Ontology annotation, biological process: regulation of DNA-templated transcription. The record is from RefSeq and is a predicted model, not a curated record.